Molecule: messenger RNA, 4555 nt
Organism: Bubalus bubalis (water buffalo)
Lineage: Eukaryota; Metazoa; Chordata; Mammalia; Artiodactyla; Bovidae
Product: olfactory receptor 10AD1-like
Exons: 1
Biological process (GO): G protein-coupled receptor signaling pathway
Cellular component (GO): membrane
Molecular function (GO): olfactory receptor activity; G protein-coupled receptor activity
Source: RefSeq, a predicted model, not a curated record
UGGUACUCUCACUGCCCCAUACAGUGCCAAUUACAUUACAUUUACUUAAGUUACAAAACAUUUAUCACCACUCACCCAUCUUGUGCUAUUAUAGCUGUGUUUCUGGGAUCAAGUGAGUACCUUGCAUUACUCUACAGCUGUCUCUCGUGCUUUUCCUGUCCUUUGUCCUCAAGCAGAUCCAAGCCAGUGGACCUAAGGAAUGGCAGCACCGUGACUGAGUUUAUCCUCGUGGGCUUUAAGCAGAGCUCCUCUUCCACUCGAGCAUUGCUCUUUGCCCUCUUCCUAGCCCUCUACAGCCUUGCCAUGGCCAUGAAUGGCCUCGUCAUCUUCAUCACCUGGACAGACCCCAGGCUCAACAGCCCCAUGUACUUCUUCCUUGGCCACCUGUCCUUCCUGGAUGUCUGCUUCAUCACCACCACCAUCCCACAGAUGCUAAUCCACCUGAUAAUGAAGAACCAUAUUGUCUCCUUUGUCUCUUGCAUGACCCAGAUGUACUUGGUCUUCUAUGUGGGUGUGGCUGAGUGCAUCCUCUUGGCUUUCAUGGCCUAUGACCAUUAUGUUGCCAUCUGCCACCCACUGGCCUAUGCCCAGAUCAUGAGCCAGCAGGUCUGCAUGAGCCUGGUGAGUAUUGCCUGGUCCUUUGGGCUGAUCAAUGGCAUCUUGCUUGAGUAUAUGUCAUUCCAGAAUCCCUUCUGCAGAGACAACCACAUAGAAAACUUCUUCUGUGAGGCCCCCAUAGUGAUUGCUCUCUCCUGUGGAGACCCCCAGUUUAGUUUGAGAGUCAUCUUUGCCGACACCAUUGUGGUGCUGCUCAGCCCCAUGGUGCUCAUUGUCAUCUCCUAUGCCCGCAUCCUGGCCUCCAUCCUGGGCAGGAACUCCUCCUCUGGUCGAGGCAAGACCUUCUCUACCUGUGCCUCCCAUCUGACCGUGGUCAUCUUUUUCUACACCUCGGCCAUGUUCUCUUACAUGAACCCCCGCAGCACACAUGGUCCUGACAAAGACAAGCCUCUCUCCCUCCUCUACACCAUCAUCACCCCCAUGUGCAACCCCAUCAUCUACAGUUUCCGAAACAAAGAAAUGAAGGGGGCCAUGGCGAGGGCCCUUGGGAGAAGCAGCCUUUCCCAGGCAGAGUCUGUCUAGUGGGAAGAUGCCUGGAGGGGCAGCUUCCUCCUCCACUCCUGUGCUGAGAGACUCCAGGAAAGAGCAUUCAUAGGUUCCUUUGCACCAGCAUCAGGCCUGGAAGAUCCUAUUGAUAUCGAAUGCUCAUAUAUCUGAUGUACCUUUAAACACUGUGUUCUCUUGGACCUUCUUCAUGAGACUUGGAAAUCUUCCUGCUGAGUAAUUUUCUUCUAAGUUCUCACAACAGGAUCUAUAAACACGUAAGUACACUUAAUUCUAUUUCAUUUUCUUUGCAUAGCACUUUUAUAUGCUCUUGCCAGCCUGAGUUCUGCCUAGACAUUUAGGAGUAAACUUUUUCUUUCAACUUAAUCUGUUUUUUUUUUUUUCUCACACUCCACUCUCUCUUCCUGAAUCUGCCCUCAUCCACUCUGCUCCUAUAUGAGAAACAGUAGAGGAAGAAGUAAGAAAAAAGGAAUCGGGGAGCAGUGUUAGACAUUAAGAAAAGUCAGCUAGAAAAAAGAAGAAAAAGAAAAAUUAGGGAUCAGCAGCCUAAACUUCAUCUUGUUUGCCUCCACUAGCCCAUGAGGGGGAGUUUGUGGUGGCAUUAAAUUAGCAACACUGCAUUUGGUGUAUGUUUGUGCUUCUCCGUGUUGGGAAGGGGCAAGUAGGAGAUGUUAGGUGUCACACGCCUUCUUCUAAGUCCUCCAAUUUCCUUAAAUGCAUGACUAUUUGAUAUUUUCCAUUAUAUCCAAGUAAUAUGUACCUCUAUCAAGCUUCUCAGACUACCAGUUUCUUCCCUGUUACCCAUGCCCCUAAUUAACUCUUCUCUCCCUACUUCCUUUUUGGUAGCCAUCUACCAUUUAAUUCCAAUUCAGUCCUAUUCCAUCUUAUCUCCUCAUCUUAAAUGGAAACAUUUCACUCCCUGUAUUUUAAGGAACAUCACUCCAACACUACUUCCACCUUUCCGAAGACUUUCUAUUUGUGAUCUCAAUCUUUCUAGCCUCAUCUAGCUUCUCUCCUUAACUUAAUCCAACAUACCUUGAAAGGGCAUUAUAUUCUCAGCUGUUCUCCUUCUUUGAAGACUGCAUCUUUCUCAUGCUCCCUUCAUAAUAGGAAGGAAAGAAAAUAAUACAGGCCUGUGCUUUGUUUUCUGGUGCUACUUCCAUUAAGAUGAAUGCACCUCACUUGGGAUGCUCUCAGAUAGAUAUACAACCCUUUCCACAUCCUGUAUAUCACCUACUACUCUCUACAGUGACAUAAAGUAGUAGCUUCACUCCACAAAGCUCUACUCUUUUGAGUCCAAACUGGGGAGUCUGUAGAUAUGAGAAUAUGUAAGAAGCAUUUCUCAGAUAACAAGGAGGAAAUGAGACACUAGUGUAAUCAAGCAGAAACAAUAAGCAAAGUACUUAAACAUUUACAUCAUCAAAGAAAAACUACACCAGGGCAAAGUGAAGUAGGCAAGAAAGACUUUAUUUAAGACUACUGCAACAGGGAGAUUGAAUUCAACUCUGCUGAAACAAGUGGCUGGAGAGUUUUUAAGAGCUGCAGUAGGGAGAUAUUUAGGCGACCUGUGGGUGGUAAUUGCUCUUACCCAGAGGAAAAGUAAGCUUGCAUGCUGUAGUUUAUAAUCUGGGGCAAGACACCCAUUAAAGUUAGAUCCCUACCCUCCCACAGAGACUAGGAAAUAGGGGUGCUAUCUUCCUUGAGGAUUAUAUUUCAAAGGGAUGGCUCCUGGGUCCUUGAGUAAGACAUUCCCUUGGUCUAAAAACUGGAAAGUGGUUUUUAGGUAGGUUUCUGUACAUUUCAAAGGGGCAGAGAAAGAAUUUGCAAUUCCAAGUUUCUAAAGUGAAUGCUCUAACAAAAGAGAUUAGGGGCAACAGUCAAGAAGAAACUUGCCCUAAGUGUAGUCCAGGGAAAGGGGAAGGUUAAAAGGUCUUCCUGGUCACCAUUAUUCUUCCCUCAGAAUCUCAGUUCCUUCUCCAAUUUGAAAAUUUCUGUUUCAAAAAGCCUUAAAAGUUUGUUAACAGGUGGGGUGGGAGAAAAGAGAAGAAAAAAAUAAGGGGAAAGAAGAGGAAAGUGUGCUUUUUUAAAAGUCUUCUGAGAAAUAAUUUAAUAUUUUCCCAGCACUAUUGCCUGCUGACAUAAACAAGACACAGUUCCAGCUUUUAAGCUCUAAGUCUAUUAGGGCUGCUAAGAACCUACUCAAUGGACAUGAGUUUGGGUGAACUCCGGGAGCUGGUGAUGGACAGAGAGGCCUGGCGUGCUGCGGUUCAUGGGGUCGCAAAGAGACACGACUGAGCAACUGAACUGAACUGAAGAACCAGUAAUGGUAAUACAAAGGGCAAACUUAUGUAACAGGCCUAUACAAAGUAGAAGACUAUAUAUGAGAAGACAGAUAACAGCACUCACAUUUAUUAAGUACUUAGGUUCUAAUAGCUUCUUUCAAUCUUCACAAAACCCUUUAGGCUCUAGUACUGCCUCCAUUUUGAGUUGCAAAACUGAGGCUCGAAGAGGCUGAUUUGUUCAAAAUUCCAUCACAUUUCAAAUGUCAUAGAUGUAAUUCUACAUUGGGCAACAGUUCCAGAGCCUGAACUCCUUAAGAGGUAAUCGAAUUCUUUCCUGAAGAAUGGGGCAGGCUUUAUACUGAGAAGGUGAUAUUAGAACUAAGCCUUAAAGAAUAAUCAGGAAAUUAAAGGUAGAAAAUAGGGUGGGGUUGACAGAGGUUGACAGGGACUAGUAAUUCCAGACUAGAGGAACUGUCUGAUCAUAGACAUGGUGUGUUAAACGUGCGUGGUGACGGGCGAGUAUGGCCAGGAAUACUGGGAUUUGGCUGAGUGACCUAGAACUGUCUUCUCAAAGCCAUUUAAGGUCUUGGGCUCCCAGGAGACCCGGGCGCCGGAUAGGAAUCGAUGCAUUGGUGUAGGAGGUUAACAGAGACUGGCCCAGGGGCAGAAAAAUGUGGGGAAGGAAACCCAAGAAUUCUACCCAGAGUCCCGGCUCAGCCCGCCCUCCGUUGUAGCCCGGCCCUGGGCUCUUUUCAUCGAAAGCUGGCCCGUGCUUCCCAGCCUGGUUAGCCGCCGCACCACUAAACUACCCAGAAGGCCUCGGGGUUCUGACCAGAUAGCAGUCGCUAGAAGAUGUGGGCGUGGUCCGAGCUAAGAACCUGCGCCAAUCAGCCUUCCCCAGCCUCUCGAAGCUCCGCUAAAACAACCAAUGAGCGCCUUCUCCUUGGCCGCCCAUUCCCCGCGUGAGAACUGGAACCUGAUCACUCUGGGAGAGGACCAGCUGUUCUGUGAGACUCCGCAGGCGCCCUCUCCUGCUAGGGCCUGCGGGCCUCUGGCUUAGGAUACCUUCCCAGCCCCGGGCAAUUUUUUGUUGUUGUUUUAGGUGUUUUUUGUUUGUUUGUUUGUUUUUAAUAUAAAUUUAUUUAUUUUAA